Molecule: messenger RNA, 456 nt
Organism: Triticum dicoccoides
Lineage: Eukaryota; Viridiplantae; Streptophyta; Magnoliopsida; Poales; Poaceae
Exons: 2
Coding region: 67-405 (112 amino acids)
Source: RefSeq, a predicted model, not a curated record
CAGAGUAAACUCGUGUGUGGAAAAAGUUAGGGUAAAGCCCCGCUCGUCGCCGUCUCUCUUCCCCCAAUGGCACAGUGGAUCUCCUCGACGCCGUGCAACGCGUCCAGCUGCGAGGCGACAGAGGAGGCGCCGCUGCUGGACGUCGAGAAGGGCGUACCCGAAGAACGCGCCACGGCGUCGCCGGCGGAUGAUGGGGGCGUGGAAACGUCCGGCUGCCGGCGCUUUUUCCAGGGGUUCUUGGCCGUUGUGUGGCUGUGCAUGGUGAAUCAGAUGAGGAUAGCCUAUAACGCCUACGGUGACGCCGAAACGAGACCGCUCAUGGUGUUUCUGCUGGUAGUGAUGGCCUUGAGUGUCGGCAACGUGUUUCACAUGUUCAGCACACAGCCUGCGUAUCCUCCGGCAUAAUCUACCUCCGUGUUUCACUGAUUUAUUUGGUAGCUAGCUCGCUUUUACCAC